GUGACUUUCGAAAAUUGCGAAAAUUCAAUGCUAGGGAGUUUACGUUCGUCGUGUUGGGCAGGGAACUGUUAACGGGGAACGACGACGGUAGAUGGCGGUAGUUGUGGAACUCGACGCGACGAUAGCGCUUGGUGGGUCGGCUGAUACGAAUGGUCAGUACGUGUACGACGAUAAGGUCAUUCGGUUUGUUGCCGCGGCUCGCAGAAGCGGUCAGGAUUAAAGAGCGUGCACAGGAGCUCGCGCGCGCUCCUCGAAGAGAUUACAGAAAAGGAUAGUGUUUUAAUCGAAACGAUCGGGCGGCUCGUUCGCGUGGAAGUAUUGCAACGUGUUCAAAUAAUGUGCGGUGGUAAAAGUUAGUUUCUCAAGUGAGAUGCGUUGAUAGGAAUUCCAGCGGCUCGUACGGUACAUUCCGUUAUUUUCCCUGUCAAAGAAAGGCACGCGAAAAAUACUGGUUGUUUUUCCUCGCUCGCUCGUCGGUCGGCUGUGCGCUCGACUGCUCUCGAUUUUCCGCUCCGAGUGACUUGGCGCAGAAUAACCGGAGGAAGACAAGCCAUGUGAUACGUUCUACGGAGUUCGAAGACACCGUGGGGUAUAGCUCUGUCACCCCGUAGUGUUUUCACGACCAUUAACCAAGGCCACGUGGACCACGUUGGGAGCUUGGAAAAAAUAUGUGCCAGCAUGUCCGAAGCGGGCGCGCAGGAAGCAGCGAGCGAGGAGAUCGACAGGCAGGCGUCGGUUUACGUGUUCCCGGGAUCUGUUGCCCGUCAGCAUCAUCCGGCAUCCUCGACGACGCCUUCGCCGUCAACCACCGCCUCCGUUCCCGAGGGUUCGACGCCCGUCGCGAGCACCGCGUCCGUGUCCGUGUCCGCGUCCGCGUCCGUGUUCGCGUCCGCGUCCGCGAAAGGCGAGAACGACGAGGACGACGGGGCGUCGCGAAGCAGGAGGAGGCCGUGUCCGCGAACCCACGCCAGGUCGGCCAGCCAUGGUGGAGUGCUGGCCGUGUCCCUGACGACCACAGGGUUGCAGCCGAACGCUGGAUCCUAUCUUGGACCUCUGUCCGCGAUCGGGUCCGCGAGACCAUCCGCCCUCAAGAAGCCUGGACACCAAAGAGCCUUCAGUCAAGGUCAGGUGGUGGACGUACAAGGACACACCGUGACGGGUCACAGCCGCGUCGGCUCCAGAACGGAUUUCAUCCUCCCACCAGGCCACAGGGAGGAGGCCAGGCCACCCACCGCUGGGAAACCACCCUCCCAUCGAGGUCACUCGCGACAAGCCUCCAGAUCGGAGUCGAUAUACACGAUAAGACGUAGCGCAGAGCCGCCUUGGUGGAGAAGACUGUGGGCCAGAUGCUUCGGCCCGUUGCCGGAGGAACCUCGUUUAAGGACAAUAGUACCAAAUCACUUAGUGCCGCCGAAAACGCCGCAGAGUCAGCAUCCCAAUGGAAAGAGAGUAAACAAUAGGGUACGCACAACCAAGUACACGGUGCUGAGCUUCCUACCUCGCAACCUCCUCGAGCAGUUUCGCCGGGUGGCAAAUCUAUAUUUUAUAUUUAUCGUUCUGCUUAAUUGGGUGCCAGCCAUAAAUGCCUUCGGCAAAGAAGUCGCCAUGCUGCCCGUGAUCUUCGUGCUGGGCGUCACGGCGCUGAAAGAUUACUUCGAGGACCGUCGGAGGCUCGGCAGCGAUCGCCGCGUCAAUAAUUCCACCUGUCGCGUCUACGUCGGAGAAGACGACAGGUAUGCAAAACUGGCGUGGAAAGACGUGAAGGUCGGUGACCUGGUUCACCUCUCGAACAACGAGCGAGUACCAGCCGACGUGCUGCUCUUGCGGAGCAGCGAUCCACGCGGUUUGGCUUACAUCGACACGUGUAACCUAGACGGGGAGACUAAUUUGAAGCAACGACAGGUCGCCAGGGGCUUCGUGGACCUCCAGGACAGCUUUCAGCCCGCGAAAUUCCGAUCCGUGAUCGAGGUCGAUCAACCGAGCACGAGGAUAUACAGGUUUCACGGAGCCGUGGUUCAUCCAAACGGCGGAAGAGUACCCGUCUCCACGGAGAACCUAUUACUCAGGGAAUGUUUGUUGAAAAAUACCGACUUCGUGGAGGGCAUAGUGAUAUACGCCGGUCACGAGACGAAGGCGAUGCUGAAUAACGGCGGACCCAGGUACAAGCGUUCUCGUCUCGAGAAACAGAUGAACAGGGACGUGAUAUGGUGCGUGGUGAUAUUGGCGGUGUUGUGCGUGAUCGGCGCGACCGGAUGUCGCCUAUGGCUGUCCGAGUACUCCGACCUGACGUUCGUCCCGUUCAUCCCGGUCCUCCAGGAUCCCAGUUACGAGAGCAUGCUGACGUUCUGGACGUUCGUGAUCAUUCUACAAGUGAUGAUACCCCUCAGCCUGUACGUCACCAUAGAGAUGGCCAAAGUGGGGCAGGUCUAUCACAUCGGUCACGAUAUCGGUCUGUACGACGCGGACGCUGGACGACCGGCCGAAUGUCGCGCGCUCAAUAUCACCGAGGAAUUGGGUCAGGUGCAGUACAUAUUCUCCGACAAAACGGGCACCCUCACCGAAAACAAAAUGCUGUUCAGACGGUGCGCCGUGGGCGGGCAAGAUUACUCGCACACCGGCGUCGACGACGAACACCUGACGCCCUCCUCGCGUCUGAAGGAAGACCUCCUCAUAGGUACAUUCAGGCAACAUCUCCAAGAAUUCCUAGUCGUAUUAGCGAUAUGUAACACCGUUGUCGUAAACUCUCAACCCCAUUACGACAACAUGAACUCCAGCGGGGUGAUCGAGGAGCCGCGAAAAAAUGGCGACGAAACCGGAAAGUAUACGAGGAUGAUAGAAAGCAGGAGUCUGACCCCGUCGCCGGUCAUCCCUUUGUCUACCCUUUCGCAUCCGACGAACAGUCUCGACGAGAACGUGUCUUCGAUAUCUUCGAUGGUGGAAAUGGAGUCUGUGCUGAACAACACCACGAAACUGUCCAACAAAUUGUCCAGGCCGAAAUUCCUGAACGUGACGUCGAUACCGAGCUUAGGUAUGGGACUGCUGGGAAGGAAAUGGUCCCCGAACGGGGCCCAGAGAAGACGCAGCCCGCUGAGUCACGUUAUCGACGCCAGCGGGAAGAACGGAGACGAAUUGUUGCCGACGCCGGCGAUCUACGAAGCGGAAAGCCCCGACGAGCUCGCAUUGGUGAACGCGGCUCGCCUGUACGACGUGAAACUUCUUAAACGAACGGCCCGUAGCGCGAUCGUGUGUCUGCCGGAUAAAUCUAUCCUCACUUUCGAAAUUCUCCAUGUGUUGCCGUUCGACUCGAACAGAAAGUGUAUGUCCAUCGUGGUGCGCCAUCCCCUGACGAACGAAGUGGUGUUGUACAGCAAAGGGGCAGACAGCACCAUACUGUCCUCCCUGACUCCCCAGGAAGAGAGUUCCACGACUACCAUGAAGGUUCGACAGCAUUUGCAAUCGUACGCGCGUCAAGGUCUUCGAACCCUCUUGAUGGCCAAGAAGUCUCUGACCGCGCAAGAGUACGAAACGUGGCGACAAACGCAUACAGAGGCGGAGCUAGCGAUGGAGAACCGCGAACGUCGAAUCAAAGAGUCGUACGCGAUACUCGAGUCCCGUUUGACGCUUCUGGGAGCAACCGGGAUCGAGGACAAGCUCCAGGCAGGCGUACCGGAGACCAUGGCCACCCUGAUGGCGGCGGGGAUCGUUAUUUGGGUUCUCACAGGGGACAAACCAGAAACCGCAGUGAACAUUGCAUACUCAGCGCGUCUUUUUUCGCCCGCGAUGCAGUUACUGUGGCUGCAAGCAAGGUCCAAGACCGUCGCCGAGGCGUUGAUCCGCGGGUACCUUGAAUCCGCGAGGAGAGAGAGCAUGAUUCACGGUAACGAACGGAGGGGAAUCGAUAGUAUCAGGGACCUUGCAAUGUUUAAUCGCGACACGGCGGAGAACGACGCCCACAGAAUAGACAGCCCAUGGCCGAAGCAAAGGGCGCUCGUCGUGGAUGGGAAAACAUUGACCGUGAUCCUUGAUCCACGCUCAGGAUUGACGCGACCGUUUCUGGAGCUGACGAAGACGUGCUCCAGCGUGCUGGCCUGUCGGGCUACGCCUCUUCAGAAGGCGUACAUCGUGCGAAUAGUGAAGGAACAGCUGGGAAUGAGAACCCUGGCGAUCGGCGAUGGCGCGAACGACGUUAGCAUGAUUCAGACCGCGGACGUAGGUGUCGGGAUCUCAGGGAACGAGGGCACACAGGCGGUUAUGGCCGCGGACUUUGCCAUCACGCGAUUCUCGAUGCUCAGCAGGCUUUUGCUGCUGCACGGCCAUUGGUGUUACGACCGUUUGUCUAGAAUGAUCUUGUACUUCUUUUACAAGAACGCCACCUUCGUCUUCCUCGUGUUUUGGUUCCAGCUGUAUUGCGGUUUUACCGGAACAGUAAUGGUGGACCAGAUUUACUUAAUGCUGUACAAUCUCAUGUUCACGUCUAUGCCGCCGCUGGCAUUGGGCAUAUACGAUCGAAUAGCUUCGCCCGGCGUUUUGUUAUCUGUGCCGCAGCUGUACAAAAGGGGGCGACUUGGACUUAUCUAUCAACCUCAUUCGUUCUGGCUGACGAUCAUCGAUGCGUUGUACCAAAGCAUCGUUAUAUUUUUCGUGAACGAGAAUGUGUUCUACGACACGACCGUCGAUAUAUGGGAGUUCGGAACCACCGUAAUGACGUGUUGCAUCGUUGUUAUGCUGACCCACGUGGCCAUAGAAAUUCGAUCUUGGACCAUAAUCCACGUUUUUGCCAUAAUGGGAUCGUUAUCCGUAUUUUUUGGAUUCUGUUUGAUUUACAAUGUGGUGUGCGUUAAUUGUAUGGGCCUUCUAUGCUCGUACUGGGUAAUGGAAACGGCUGUUGUGAGGCACACGUACUGGCUUACGGUAAUACUUACUUGUGUUCUGGCGCUGUUGCCUAGGUUACUGCAUAAAACUAUAAAGUCCACGCUAUAUCCAGAUCUCACGCAAAGCGCCACGUUCAAGGUACCACUGAAAACCGGAAGCCAUCGACAACGAAUCGCUGAAAGGAGCGAGAAUAAUUUUAUCGCUGGUUGGUCGCGUUCAACGCAGCAUGCUACCAUAAGAACCGGAAGUAAGAACGACACGUUGACGACGAUCGUUGCAUGACAUAUCCUGAAGCGUCGAGCAAGACUGUUGGCAUUUCAACCUUUACUGUUCCUAAGGAUCGAAGUAUUAGGGAGCUUACGUUAACUCGAUGAAUGCUUUACUUUAUCGAUACCGUGUUGUUUGUUGUGAUCGUCAUCUAUUCGUAUCGAUUAGUGUUUUUAGUUGAAUCGAGUGGCCUUACAUUUCAGACUACUGUUCGUUGCAUUUGAUGGCUGUGACAUUUAGGGACCAAGACUGUUUAGUCCGAUAGUAACGUCGGUGUCCAUCGACGGGUCGAGCAAACGGUCCGGACUCAUCCGGAACACGAGUUGCAUACCGGAUCAAUUAGAGAGUAACUCGGGUCGCAAUUUCCCCCCUAGAAAUAAGCGUAUUGUAAAAAGAUACAUGAAAUGUAUAUUGCCUUGUACGAAGUUCAUGUUGUAUAAAUGAUAUAUUUACGUUACUAUAA
Colletes gigas is the source of this 5602-nucleotide messenger RNA. Its product is annotated as phospholipid-transporting ATPase VD. Lineage: Eukaryota; Metazoa; Arthropoda; Insecta; Hymenoptera; Colletidae. The coding region runs from base 679 to 5154 and encodes 1491 amino acids. Gene Ontology annotation, molecular function: magnesium ion binding; ATPase-coupled intramembrane lipid carrier activity; ATP binding. The transcript is spliced from 19 exons. Gene Ontology annotation, cellular component: plasma membrane. Gene Ontology annotation, biological process: phospholipid translocation. The record is from RefSeq and is a predicted model, not a curated record.